AUGAAGUGCAUUGGCAGGGCGAAAUUGGGGCAAAGGACUCUACCCCCCAUCAUCUUUUCUUGGAAGAGCCCCCACGCCGUCGUCCUGGUGAUCCUCUUCGCCUUGUUCAUGCUGCUGAUCAUUUACAAUUCCAACAGCCGGGGCGAAGGCCUCCGUUACGCCGCUCCCCGGAACAAGACGCCGCUGCCCUCCAGCCUAAAGAAGUGGGGGGUGAAAGGCGAAUACGUGCCUGUCUCUGGAGGGAAGCCCUUAGACCGUCACUGCGAUCAGUGCGUCCUCAUCACCAGUUCCAGUCACCUCCUGGGCAGCAAGCUGGGCAGAGACAUUGACCAGACCGAAUGCACCAUUCGCAUGAACGACGCGCCCACCACGGGCUUCUGGGAGGACGUGGGGAACAAGACCACCUUCCGCGUCAUCGCUCAUUCCAGCGCCUUCCGGGUCCUGAAGAGGCCGCAGGAGUUCAUCAACAAGACCCCCGAGAACGUCUUAAUUUUCUGGGGUCCCCCCGUCAAGAUGCAGAAGAGCAUCGUCAAGCUCAUCGAACGGGUCAGCCUCAGUUUCCCCAACAUGACCGCCUUCGUGGCUUCUCCGAAGCGCAUGCAGCAGUUUGACGACCUGUUCCAAAAAGAGACGGGCAAGGACAGGCAGACGUCACGCUCGUGGCUGAGCACCGGAUGGUUCACCAUGGUUAUCGCCGUCGAAUUGUGCGACAAACUCCACGUUUACGGGAUGGUGCCCCCCAGCUACUGCACCAUGAAGACCCCUCCCCACCGGUUGCCCUACCACUACUACGAACCGAAGGGGCCGGACGAAUGCACCACGUACAUCCGCAACGAACGCAGCCACAAAGGGAACCACCACCGCUUCAUCACCGAGAAACGGGUCUUCGCCAAAUGGGCUAGUCUGUACAACAUCACUUUCUCGCACCCCGAGUGGGAGUAGGGCCACGAGGAGACCACACAAGUGCCAAAG
Protobothrops mucrosquamatus (brown spotted pit viper) is the source of this 972-nucleotide messenger RNA. It is a transcript of the gene ST6GALNAC6, whose product is annotated as ST6 N-acetylgalactosaminide alpha-2,6-sialyltransferase 6. The record is from RefSeq and is a predicted model, not a curated record. Lineage: Eukaryota; Metazoa; Chordata; Lepidosauria; Squamata; Viperidae. The transcript has 5 exons. Gene Ontology annotation, molecular function: alpha-N-acetylgalactosaminide alpha-2,6-sialyltransferase activity. Gene Ontology annotation, biological process: oligosaccharide metabolic process; ganglioside biosynthetic process. Bases 1 to 942 code for a protein of 313 amino acids.